AAGCUAAAUCAAAACACCUAACAAUUCAACAGUAUGUAGAAUAAUGGAAAUCUUUCUAUUAAUGUUAGUGGAUUCAUCGAAACACCUGAACUGAUACAGAAAGGAUUCUAGUUGUUGCAUUGAAAUUUCACCGAGCUUCAAUUUAAAAGCUCUUCACACUUUCAGUGAAAUGGAAUCAUAUGAUGCCCAAAACAUCCUACGCAUCAAGGAAGAACCAUUAAACAACCCAGUAGCGUUUGUGUCUCCAACAAUAGAUUUCCAAAAGCCACACCAUUGCGAGAUAUGUGGUAAACAAUUUACCCGUAAAAGUUAUUACGACAGACAUGUUUUGAAGCAUGGAAACGAAAAACCAUUUAGUUGCGAUCUUUGCGAAAAGAAGUUUUUAUUCAAGAGUGCCUUAAAAGCCCAUAUGGUCGUCCACACUGAUGUCAAACCGUAUAAAUGCACUAUUCGCGGAAAAGAUUUUGUUGCUAAACACUUUCUAGCCGUACAUAUGUCUAAGCACACGGAAGAUUAUCCACAUAAAUGUGAUGUGUGCGGCAAAGGAUUCAUUUCUAGUUCACUUUUGAAGAGACACGAGACCAUUCAUACAGGUGAAAAUCCGUACAAAUGCCCUGUCUGCGAAAAAGAUUAUUCGAGUAAAGGCGAUCUAACGCGGCACAUGUUUACUCACGGGACCAUAUAUCAACAUAAUUGCGAUGUGUGUGGUAGAGGUUUUCAUGAUCGUUCAAAUUUCAAGAACCACAUACGCAUCCACACAGGAGAGCGACCGUUCAAAUGCAGUAUAUGUGACAAAGAUUUCAUUCGUCAAACUCAUCUUGUGGAACACAUGCGCCAUCAUACAGGUGAGCGACCAAAUCAAUGCAAUGUUUGCAAAAAAACUUUUACCACUAAACGGAGUCUCAACCAACACAUGUCUGUUCAUACGGGUGAAUAUCGACAUAAGUGCGAUGUGUGUGGCAAAGGAUUCACUACUAGCACAUUUUUGAAGAUACACAAGAAUAUUCAUACGGGUGAGCGCCCAUUUAAGUGCACAGUAUGCGAAAAAGGUUUCUCUAGUAAACGUGUUCUUACCCGUCACAUGUUUAUUCAUGGAACCGACUAUCAUUACAAGUGCGAUGUGUGUGGCAAAGGCUUCCAUGAUCUGUCAAACUUUAAGGUCCACGAACGCAUUCAUACCGGUGAACGACCGUUUAAAUGCACUAUAUGUGACCAAGAUUUCAACUGCCAAAGCCAUCUUGUAAAGCACAUGCGACGUCAUACAGGCGAAAGGCCGUACUCGUGCACUAUAUGCGGCAGAGAUUUCAUUGCUAAAAACAAUCUAACCGAACAUAUGUCCAUUCAUAAUGAUGAUUACAGGCAUACAUGUGAAGUGUGUGGUAAAGGAUUCAUGAGCAGUUCACAUUUAAAAGGACACGCAAAUAUUCAUAAUGGAGAACGGCCUCAUAAAUGUACUGUUUGUAACAAAGGUUUUACUCGCGAAGACUAUUUAAUCGGUCACAUGAGGGUUCAUCAGAGGUAAGUAAUAUAUAAUAGCAAAUUUGUAUGUUUUUUAACAAAGGUUAGAUGUUGUUAUAAACCAUCAGGAAUUGUAAAAAAAUAUACUUCAUCACAUUCUACAA
Malaya genurostris is the source of this 1622-nucleotide messenger RNA. Its product is annotated as zinc finger protein OZF-like. Gene Ontology annotation, biological process: regulation of transcription by RNA polymerase II. The record is from RefSeq and is a predicted model, not a curated record. NCBI's taxonomy places the organism in Eukaryota, Metazoa, Arthropoda, Insecta, Diptera, Culicidae. The transcript is spliced from 2 exons. Gene Ontology annotation, molecular function: RNA polymerase II cis-regulatory region sequence-specific DNA binding; DNA-binding transcription factor activity. The coding region runs from base 170 to 1522 and encodes 450 amino acids.